This is a messenger RNA of Nicotiana tabacum (common tobacco), 423 nucleotides long. The record is from RefSeq and is a predicted model, not a curated record. Lineage: Eukaryota; Viridiplantae; Streptophyta; Magnoliopsida; Solanales; Solanaceae.
AUGACGGGUGUGAGGUUUGAUGAAGUGGUUGAUAUUGCUAGAAGCGUAGAGCUAGUUCGUAGGCAGGAGCGUGAGGAGCGGGAGGCCAAGAGGCCUCGUAGUUCAGGUGGUUUUAGCAGUGCCUCAUCUGGAGUCCAGCCCUACUAUAGUAGAGAUCGUUCUUCUAGACCCAUUCAUACAGCUCGCCAUAUUCCACGUGGUUCUUCCGUUAGACACAGUUCCUACAGUGGUCGUCGAGCUCAAUCAUCAUUCAGUGUGUUGACGUCACAGAGUUCUUACCAUGCUUCAUCUGCACAGGGUUCCUCAGGCAACUAUUCAGAUCAUCAGGGUCAGCAGCUCAGUCAGAGGAGGGUUUGUUUUGAGUGCGGGGAGUUGAGUCAUCUCAAGAAGGAUUGCCCCAGACUAUUGGAUAGGGUUCCAUAG